AAGCAAAAUAUAACGAACCACACGUUACACUCUAGGAAACCAUGGAAACAUUCUCUCUCUCUCGAAACCCAUCUUCCCUCAUAAUUCUCAGUAGACCUUCACUUCCAUCAACCCGACACAGCCAAAUCUCCCUGCCCCACCGUCACAGUUUCAACCCCAUCACCUGCACCAGCAGUGACAAUAAUAGUAGUAACACCAGCACAAACGACGUUGAUGCAAACUCAGUUCAAGCACCAUCAUCCAGUGCUGUGGAAAUAAGCUUCAGGAGAAGGUCGAGAAGGCAAGCAAAACGACAGAGAGAGAGUGAGAACAGCACCAAGGCAAGGGUCACGGAGACUCCUCCCAAGAAAUGGGAGGACAUGAAUUUGAGUGAGAAAGCGAUGGAACUUUACGUGGGAGAGAAGGGCGCUCUCUUUUGGCUCAACAAAUUUGCAUAUGCUUCGAUCUUCAUUAUGAUUGGUGGUUGGAUAUUGUUCAGGUUUGUGGGUCCCGCCUUCAACCUUUACCAGCUCGAUGGUCCUCCACUCGCUCCUUCUGAUGUCUUCAAGUGAUCAUUCAUCUCAAGUUUUCAACUUGCUGAAUAAAAGCUUGGGGUUUUAGCUUCUGAGCUCAGAUGUUCUCCAAUUAUGUUUUUACCCUUUGCUACUACUGUGUGUAAUAGAUAUUAUAUGUAUGAUUCCAGGAGGCCAAAAACCAAUCAGUUUUGUUAAAGAGAGUUCUAAUGUCAUCGCAUUUUUUUUC
Molecule: messenger RNA, 741 nt
Organism: Cajanus cajan (pigeon pea)
Lineage: Eukaryota; Viridiplantae; Streptophyta; Magnoliopsida; Fabales; Fabaceae
Cellular component (GO): chloroplast
Source: RefSeq, a predicted model, not a curated record